UUAAUCCAUGUUGUGUAGGUUACCUGUGUUUCACGAUUUUUAUACGUAUAGUGCAUUUUUGGUGCUUCAAUAAUAUCUUCAACAGCAAACAUCUACGCCUGUUUUAAAUUAUCGGUAAUUUGUGAUACUUUGAAGACAACUCAUUGUAUGGAAGCCGAAAGUGAGCCACAUGGUUUCCUAGUUAUAAUUUGUAAAUAAAUUAAUAGAAGGUGUGGGCAGCUGAUUUUUGUGCUUUCGAGUGAUCUGCUAUAUGGACUAUUUAUGAAGAUACUUCCCUUUCCUCGGCUAUUGGCAUUUCCAUUACCCACCUCGUUUGGACUUACGAAAUUAAUUGUUUUGCUUUCUUUAGAUGGUAUCAGUAUUGUGUUUUCCAAUAAGAUCGUUCAAACUUUAUUUUCGCUUGAAAAUUGAACUAGACAACAAUAUAUCUGCUAGUGUUAUAUCACCUAACAUUAUCCUUUGAGUGGUGUCAAACAAAGUUUCAUACGUCAAACGUUUUAUAAGUGACUAGUAAAAUUGUUGACACUCUUAAAAGUUUCUCAGAGAUGUGUUUAUUCAGUAGUGAUUCCUGAGUGUUUAAACUGCCCAUAAAUAUCGAAUAUUUUACGUUACAUGAAUGAUAUACUUCUGCAAAUUGGAGUGUAAAUGACCUUGACGCAAAUAUUACACCCAUUUUAAAAAAUAAGGUUAGGUUCCACUUCUGCUUCAACAAUCACCAUAUUUAAUACCAUGCAUGGUUACACGUACAUGAAUGGGGAUCAUGAGAUAGUUUCCUCGGGGGUGGUGGACAGCGCCACCCCAGGAGCUGCCAUGGAUACCCAUCCGGAGUGUUCUGCUAUUAAUGGGGUAGCAGAGGGAGCUGAGGGAACCAGCUCAAUUCCCCCCUCAGCUCCCCAGGACGCUGCUUCCCAGUCAGCCUAUUCCUUGCUGGAGCUAAAGCAGAUGCUUUCACAGCAAUUAGAAUAUUACUUCUCUAGAGAGAAUUUAGCAAACGACACAUACCUUUUGUCGCAAAUGGACAAUGACCAGUAUGUGCCGAUUUGGACAAUAGCGAAUUUCAAUCAAGUAAAAAAGCUCUCCAAGGACAUUAAGCUGAUAACAGAAGUAUUGCGUGAAUCACCCAACGUUCAGGUAGACGAAGAAGGAAUCAAAGUUCGUCCUAAUCACAAACGGUGUAUCGUCAUAUUGCGCGAAAUUCCAGACACUACCCCAGUAGAGGAUGUCAGGAACUUAUUUUCUGGAGAGAAUUGCCCCCGCGUUGUCUCUUGUGAGUUCGCUCACAAUAGCAAUUGGUAUGUGACUUUUGAAUCGGACGAAGACGCCCAAAAAGCAUAUGGAUAUUUAAGGGAGGAGGUGAGAGAAUUCCAAGGGAAGCCGAUCAUGGCCAGGAUAAAAGCCAAACGGAUGAAUAGGGUGACUGUACCGCCUGUAAAUGCAGUAAAAAACGGGUUCAGGGUUCCAACAGCAUCUCCUACUGCUGUAUACGAUCCAUCGGCCUUCCCUCCUGGUCAGCAGAGGUUCCUUUAUGCAAACGGCACUCCGGGGCAACCUGUCCCCGCCUACAACCAUGUUUUAUAUCCUCCUUACCCUCAGCAGCAGUACUUUACGUCAUUACCUUGGGCUCCAGCUGCUGCAGGUUUUUUUGACCUGAGCAACGUGUUUAAUGCUAACGGACUGUCUCCCCAAAACUUCAAACACUCCCAUUAUCGCACAAAUCAAAACAGAUCUCGCAAGCAAUCGAGAGGUGCAGUACAUAGUGGUGGCGACCAAUCUUCACAGGGUUCCUCCCAAGGUGGCAACGGAAACAGUGGAGGACAAGGCGGCUCUAGAUCGUCAACUUCUCACCAAGGUAAUCGUUCAAAUUCUCCGCAAACAGCAAGUAACAAGUCCAGUUCCGCCAAAAGUUUGGAGGGGGCCAUUCCGAAAAAUAGCCACCCUCACAUUUUAAAUGAUGAUAUUCACAUAGCAAGCAACACUGUCCCGAUGGCCAUACCGAUUAUGCAUCCAGAAAUGAUGGAUAUGUACAGGUAUAUGCAAGUUCCUGUAUCAACGAAAGAUGUAGUCGCUCCCAGACACCGAAGGAAAAAGCGUGAUGAAGAAAACGGUACAAAUGGACAGUCAGUUCAAACACAGGCUAAUGAUACUGCCGGCACGAGAGAUGCUCAGUUUGAUUUGAUGCAAGCUGCCUUUCCACCUCUACGAGGUGGUAGAGUAAAUGGCCGUACGAAUGUUACAAGACUGGAUGCCGGUAGUCAAGCGACCCCAAAACAAGCGACCGUAGCUAAUUCCGUUGCAGAAGCAACUCAGCCUUCUUUGCCCGAGUCCCCGCAGGGGCAAGGACUUUGGGGGGAGAAUAGACUUUCCGACGUCGUCAAAGGAAUGACAAAGCCCAAAAGAAAUGGUAGCAGUAAGGGUUCCAGCAGCGGAGGAGAUAACGACUCUCCUAGAGCUGUUUCCCCUCAGACUUAUUCAAAGUGCAAUCAGACGGUGAGGCAACCGUCGACAGAUAUGCCAGAACUCAGGGAUGCUUCGACUGAGAGUGCAGACGCUCAGCUGAGCUCUGUUACGAUGACGCCUCCUAGUUCUCCAGAAGAGUUAGUAACGGCUCUCCCCAUCAAAUGUACCAUGGCAGACAAAUCCACUAAAACAGAUGAUGUCCUACUCAAUGGUGAUUUGGACCUGCCCUGUCCUACCACUACAAACGCUGCCACUAUGACUACAGUUGUGCCAACCGAAGCCCCGUCCCGUUCUGGGGCCGUCGUGACCGCUACUUCCGGUACGAAGAAUCAAGUAUCAGUGCACAGACAAGAUUCUAGAUCAGAAGCAUCUAAGAAUGUGUCAAUAUCGCCUCCACCUGCUCAGGACUUUUCUGGUAAUCCACCUCGCAUGAGCUACGCGCAAGUGGCUCAACAUUUCAAGGAAGCAAAUGCUCAAAAAGAAAAACAAGCCAAGGAAAAACAAAUCGAGGCGCCAGCAGCCCCAGUUUCACAAACAAAACCAGCCCCACUGAUAACAAAUCACAAUAAUGGCAGCAAUGUCGUUCGGGCUCAACCUGAACGUGAGAAUAGAGAUUCCAGAGAUAACGGUCAGCAACGAGCAGAAUUGGGAGGGAAUCAGCACCGGUUCAACGGGACUAACCGCGGAGGCGGCUCGAGGCCCGCUUAUGACAGGUCUCAACGCAGGAGGACCGACACCAGGACGUCUCAGCUUCGCGAUUUUGUGAACCCCCGCUCACCCAAGUAACACGCCGGGGGAGGAACUGCAGUGCGAACGACAUGAACAGUGCGUAGAAGGGUGUCGUCGCAAAAAAUAUUUAUUGAACGGUGCGUGAGGUAUAAUACUGCCCCAAAAAACUAAUUGGCAUUUAGGUGUACGUGUGUACAUUAUGAUUUCACUUCUAUUGUGCGAGUCAUAUGUUCCUAGCCGACUGUUGAAUAUUGAUAUGUUUAAAACAAAUUUAAAUAUUAGUGCUGUACGAUGCAAGUUGCACGACUGUGAUUGGCCCAUUCUGUCUUUUUGUUGAUGCGGCUUCCUUGAACUCUCUUAACGUCUCUCCAUGUGUACAGGCUAAUGUUGAAAGAUUAUUUUUGACAAAUGAUUCAUUACCAUUUUAUCGUAUAAGCUGUAUAGAGGGAGUGUAGGACUAAUGUAUAUUAUUGUUGGGUUUUUUAAAACUAUUUUGGUUGCGCAUUCCUCUGUUGCUCAGUCACGUGCGGGAAUUUUUUUCAUUGUUGCCUGCUGGACGGCCUGCCGUGUUUGUGGAAGAGGAUUUACCGACUUUGCCUUGUCGGUAUAUUCAUUGCACUGUUCGAUGAGAGUCUCUUGUAAAUAAAAUACUCUCGAUCGACAGCUCCGCUAGACAAAUUAUUUAAUAAAGGAUGCGCUAAAAUGUCAGGGUCAUGUUGGAAAACUUUCUUGUUGUUCAUUUCUCAGAAGCUUUUAUUUUUCGUGUAAGGAGGUGCAUUGUCUAUAGCCCUGGAGGAAACAAUAUAAACAUAGUUUAUAUAAAGUCCACAAAAUCAUGUGACCUAUAAAACGAAACUAUUAGAUACAUAUAGCUUCAAGGUUCUUUACUAUGUACGCCUAACAAAUCAUACAAAUCCUUAAAAAUUGUUUAGGUUCGAAUGACUUCAAAUUUUUGUCAUUACAUUUUCUAUAUUCUCAACACUUUAAGCAUUCAAACCACCUAUGUCAACUUAUCAGGCUAUCCAUAAACAUCAACAUUUGAAAUUUGAUUAUCAAAUUUUGAGUUACAAACAAUGCACUUUUUAUGAAGUAUCCUAAUUUUCUGAGAAGUCAAUGAUGAAGUUUUCCAUACGGUAAAGAUUUGUGGAGGGCACUGUAUAAAUGAAGAAAAAAAUUUAUUUUGUAAAAUUGAUGGGUAUUGAUAUUUGCAUGUAUAUUGACUGAAUGUGAAGCGUUCUCCGACACAUGAAAACCCUGCUGGUUUUCACCGGUGCGCCUGCAUAUCACAUUACUGGCGCCCAACGUGGGGCAUCUUUAUCCAAAUUGGAUAUUUUGUUUUUCUGUUGAAUUUUUAGUUGGUAAUUUCGCAAUAUGGACAUUUAAGGCUCACCAUUCCGUGAUAACCAAAGGCUACAUUGGAACAUUUCACAUUAUUCUCGGGUAUCUCCAAGGCAGCUUAUACUUUUUACAGGUUUGUUUGGUUGGUAUCGCGGGUAGCAGUUCUCGCUUGUCCAUCAACGUGUCAGGGUCUGCACGAGGUGAGUGAUUGUAGCCCCUCGGCUAUGUGUUUUAUGCCUUAUCUUAUAAUCAAAAGUGGCAUGCUAAUAUUUCCCAGUGUACAGGAAAUUUGUGCGAAAUUUUAUAAUUUGACAAAUGACUUGAGCAUUUUUCAAGUUAACCAAGUUUUCACCUUCGGCUAUUUGAUAUAGUCACCUAGAACGUGUCCAAAAACUUGACGUUUAUCAGUAAGGCAUUCCAGUAUUAUGCGUUACUAGAAAUUAUGAUGUCGACUGAUAACUGGAAAAAACCUCUUGAUUGAAAUGUCUCGGAAAUUAUUGUUUUGUGUCCUCGGUUCUCCUCAAGCUCAUAGUUUCUGAGUCUUUCAAUAUUACAUUUUAUAUUUGUAAUAUAUUUCCGAUUCCAUUUAAUUUUCUGUCGAACUUUUUCCCUGAUGAAGUGGGGAAUGAUUACUGAUUUAUUUGCGAGAUUCAAUCACCCAGUAUAGUGAAUGGACUAAUGAUACAUUUUAAGUUGUAUUGUUACUUAUAGGCUGUGUAUGUACAUAACGAACUCACAGUGUCGGAGCAACGGUGUGGAUUGCGUGAUAUUUCAGUUAUCAGUAUGUAACUUACUUUAAGACUGUUUGCUGGCUACCUUGUAGAUUGUUAUUUUUGUUGUAUUAUGUUCUGAAACGCCGAGGUUACGCAUUCCACUGAAUCUGACUCACAUUUUGCUAUGAUAUAUCUUUAAAAAUGUUGAUGCUUGACGUGAAAGCAUUGAUAUCGGUGUUUGAGAUGCGACAUUACCAGUCGAAUAAGGUGGACUAGUUUUUGAAAUGUAUUCAAUAUUUCUUUCUGUUGAAUUGCUCACAGAGAUACUGCUUAAAUUUAUAAUUUUUGCAAAACGAAUAUAAGUUGGCACAUUUGCUGUCAAAACGUGUUCAGGUGUAUGAAGCCGGUUCUCACUUUGCGAAAUAGUCGCUCACUUUGUAAAUUGGUUUUUUGAGUUAUUCGUUCUGCCCCAAUUGGAAAAAAUUAUUCGGGAGACGUGGAACAUCCAAAACAAGUACUUUUUCCAAUCACCAGACGAGACCUAACCUAAUUUGCGUCUUCGGGAGAUGAAAAAGACGCCAACCUUGGUUGGUGAAACACUCAUCAAGAGUAUUGUAUUUCUGGUGAUUUGAAAAAGUGCCUGUUUUUGCAAGAGAAUCUAGUGUGAGAGGAGCAGAUAA
Molecule: messenger RNA, 5917 nt
Organism: Leptinotarsa decemlineata (Colorado potato beetle)
Lineage: Eukaryota; Metazoa; Arthropoda; Insecta; Coleoptera; Chrysomelidae
Product: La-related protein 4B
Biological process (GO): positive regulation of translation
Cellular component (GO): cytoplasmic stress granule; cytosol
Molecular function (GO): mRNA 3'-UTR binding
Source: RefSeq, a predicted model, not a curated record